Messenger RNA from Adineta ricciae, 789 nucleotides. The record is from the annotation of a GenBank genome assembly. NCBI's taxonomy places the organism in Eukaryota, Metazoa, Rotifera, Eurotatoria, Adinetida, Adinetidae.
AUGGCUCCAAAUAGAACUGUACUUCGACAACUAUAUUUAUUUGAUUGUGACGGUGGUCGCAGCAGCAUAUUCAAUGAUAAUUCGGCGCUUAUGGAGUUACCAAACAAUUGCGAGUUACAUCUAUUUUGGAAUAGUCAUGAUUCAAAUAUUAAUGCUCUCCUCUACCGAUUGAAAGACAAUCAACAACUCCGUCUUCAUGCAACUAGUUGUACCAACAACAAAAAUGCAGCUGAUGGAUUAUUGAUCUAUCAUUUGGGUAAAUUAAUCAGUGAAUUUGAAAAAAUAGUUAUUGUCCACGGCGGCGAUACUAUCUUUGAUGAAGUUAUUGAAGAAACUAAGAUUGGUUCUCAUAAAGUGAACUCUCCACACCCAGAUGAGCUACGAAAGUUAAUUGGAGACAUGAAAAAAUUUAAUCAAGACAAUCUGCUUACUACAAACAAUGUCCAGUCUGUUCCAGAAAACCCAGUCCAGAUUCUACUAUCAAACACGUGUCCUAAGUGUAAUAAGAAGCGUAAAACCAUCCUUGGAACGGUACAGCAUAUGAUGGUAAAGCAUCACCUGAACAAUAGUGAUAUAGUGAAUCUUGGUGUACGAAAUGGCGCACGAUAUCUUGAUUUGCCAGUUACGACAAAUACGACCCAAUCGGCGAAAUCAAACAUAAAUACAACAGAACGUUUCAAGUGCACACAUACAACAUGUUCGUCCAAAAUGAAAACGUUUAAAACGAAAAAGGCUUUACAAGAUCACUGCAAAAGCAAGCAUCCGGAUAAUGGAUUAGUUCAUCAUUAA